CCUGAAGUGACUGUCCAUACCUAGACGUGGAUACUCUGACGUAUCUUCCGGUCUGAGCUCCGCCCGUUGAUCGGAAGUCCGGAGAAGAGCCGGAAAUCCGGAGAGGAGCCCGUGGGGCGACCACGUAGGGGUCAGAGCCAACGUGGGGGGUCAGAAGAGCGGAAGUAAUCGGAUUUUGCACAGCCGUAAAGCGCAAUCUGUCGGACCACCUUCCGGUUAGCGACAACGGCCGGCUCGGACGCCGGUGCCAUCCUUCCUGUAGACUACGCCUCGGUCGGACCUUCGGCGAUCCACGGUUCGCCUCAGCUCUUCCCCGUUGGUGCGCCCUUUCGCCAAGAUCAUGUUCAAGAAAUUUGACGAGAAGGAUUGUGUGUCCAACUGCAUCCAGCUGAAAACUUCUGUUAUUAAGGGUAUUAAGAGCCAGCUGACUGAACAGUUUCCAGGUAUCGAGCCGUGGCUUAAUCAAAUCAUGCCUAAGAAAGAUCCCGUCAAAAUAGUGAGAUGCCAUGAGCACAUGGAAAUCCUUACAGUCAAUGGAGAAUUGCUGUUUUUCAGGCAGAGAAAAGGACCUUUUUAUCCAACGCUAAGAUUACUUCACAAAUACCCGUUUAUCCUGCCACACCAGCAGGUCGACAAAGGAGCCAUCAAGUUUGUCCUCGGUGGUGCAAAUAUCAUGUGUCCGGGUCUAACAUCUCCGGGAGCGAAGCUCUACACCGCCGCAGAAGAUACGAUAGUGGCGGUCAUGGCCGAAGGCAAAGAGCACGCCCUGUGCGUUGGAGUUAUGAAGAUGGCUGCAGCGGACAUUGAGAAAGUCAACAAGGGGAUCGGCAUUGAGAAUAUCCAUUAUCUAAAUGACGGGCUGUGGCACAUGAAGACAUAUAAGUGAGCCUUAGAUGCAAUACACUUGAGCUAAAUAUAAAUAUUGUGUUGUAUCUGUGUGUGUGUGUCUGUAUGUGACAUCAUGAAGACAAUGCCUCUGUGGUUAUGAUGAAUAAAUUCGACAGAUGCCUUUAAAAACCGAUAUCGGGGUGUUGUAACCACAGGAGCAAGCAGAAAUUGGAGAACGAGCAGUGGCUUGCUGCACUUCCGAA
This is a messenger RNA of Acomys russatus (golden spiny mouse), 1091 nucleotides long. RefSeq names its product MCTS family member 2 (gene Mcts2). Bases 341 to 886 code for a protein of 181 amino acids. NCBI's taxonomy places the organism in Eukaryota, Metazoa, Chordata, Mammalia, Rodentia, Muridae. The transcript has a single exon. Gene Ontology annotation, biological process: formation of translation preinitiation complex. The record is from RefSeq and is a predicted model, not a curated record. Gene Ontology annotation, molecular function: RNA binding.